Molecule: messenger RNA, 3200 nt
Organism: Monopterus albus (swamp eel)
Lineage: Eukaryota; Metazoa; Chordata; Actinopteri; Synbranchiformes; Synbranchidae
Gene: kcnab1b
Product: potassium voltage-gated channel subfamily A regulatory beta subunit 1b
Exons: 15
Coding region: 796-1995 (399 amino acids)
Biological process (GO): regulation of potassium ion transmembrane transport; potassium ion transport; transmembrane transport
Cellular component (GO): cytoplasm; juxtaparanode region of axon; membrane
Molecular function (GO): potassium channel regulator activity; transmembrane transporter binding; voltage-gated potassium channel activity
Source: RefSeq, a predicted model, not a curated record
AAGCUAUACACAGUCUCUCUGCCCUCAUUCAGUGCCUGGCUCUACACUCAACACGCGCUGUUCCUCGCCUCCUCGCUGCAUCUGUCCUCUACUCCCUGAACUGAGGUACCAUGCAUCCUCCAUUCUCCUCCUCCUCCUCCUCCUUUCUGCUUGUCUGUUACCAUUCCAGGGUCCCUUUAUCAAACAGAGCCUUCUUGCUGCAAAGUCAAGGACCAUAAAAGGAGGACUUUAGAGACGGGACAAAACUGUUUGCCAGGUCUGAAGACAGCUGCUGGAAGCGUUGCCACUGCUUCUGUUGGGAUGCAGAUCUUUGUGGAACCUCUGCUUGCUGUUUAACACCGCUUGAUUCCUGGAAAAGUUGCAGGAGGGCAUACAUGUCCAGAAUUUAAUUUCGCCUCAUCCUCGCUUCUCAAAGAGCACUGACAACUCACUGUGCAUAAGAGGUGCAGUCAGACCUGCUCAGGAACCCUGUCUCGACUCCUCACACACUGACCAGAACUGUCCUGCUGCUAUGUGCAAUCUUUAUAUAACACCGGCUUGAGAUUCUUCUCUCAAAACAAGCUGAACAAUCUUAUGCUCUCAUCAUUCCUACUUGUGAUUUCCAUGUGAGAUUCAGCAGCACCGAGCAGAACUGGCCUGGAUCACUGACUUUCAACUUCACAUAAAAACAAGGACAAAAUCUGGGUUCCAGGUGCAGGAAAAACAGACUGUUCAGUACCAUAAGGACACACACACACACACACACACACAAAAAGCCUUGUCUUGGAGCAGCUCAAGUGGCCUCUGCCAUCAGCCAUGCAGGUGUCCUUUGCAUGUACAGACCACGGGCUGAAGGUCCCGCGUAACGGUGAACACAGCAAGCAGAACGCCACCAGCCUGAACACAACCAGCCAGGCCCGCACUCGCUUCCGCACCGUGGCCCUGAUAGCUCGCAGCCUGGGUUCCUUGACCCACCGCUACCACCACAACCUCAAGGAGUCCACCGCUAAGCUCACUGGCAUGAAGUACCGGAACCUGGGGAAAUCUGGGUUACGUGUCUCCUGUCUGGGGCUCGGCACAUGGGUUACAUUUGGAGGUCAGAUCUCUGAUGAGGUGGCAGAGCAGCUGAUGACUAUUGCCUAUGAGGGUGGGGUCAAUCUGUUUGACACAGCAGAGGUCUACUCCGGGGGAAAAGCAGAGAUAAUCCUGGGAAAUAUCAUCAAGAAAAAGUGCUGGAGGAGAUCCAGCCUGGUGAUCACCACAAAGCUUUACUGGGGAGGAAAAGCAGAGACAGAAAGAGGCCUCAACCGAAAACACAUCAUCGAAGGUUUAAAGGGCUCCCUCCAGAGGAUGCAACUUGAAUAUGUGGAUGUGGUUUUUGCCAACCGGCCAGACAGCAACACUCCCAUGGAGGAGAUAGUGAGAGCAAUGACACAUGUCAUCAACCAGGGGAUGGCCAUGUACUGGGGGACAUCGCGGUGGUCUGCUAUGGAGAUUAUGGAAGCAUACUCUGUGGCCAGGCAGUUUAAUCUAAUUCCACCAGUGUGUGAGCAGGCAGAAUAUCAUUUCUUCCAGAGAGAGAAGGUGGAAACUCAGCUGCCAGAGCUCUAUCAUAAGAUAGGUGUGGGUGUGGUCUCUUGGUCUCCUUUGGCCUGUGGAAUCAUCACUGGAAAGUAUGAGAAUGGCAUCCCAGAAUCUUCCAGGGCCUCACUGAAGCCAUACCAGUGGUUAAGGGAAAAAGUAAUGAGUGAGGAUGGGAGAAAACAACAAGCCAAGCUGAAGGAACUGACCCAUAUUGCAGAGAAACUUGGAUGUACUUUGCCACAGCUUGCCAUAGCCUGGUGCCUGAGAAAUGAGGGUGUGAGUUCAGUGCUGUUGGGAUCCUCCAAUCCAAGUCAGCUAACAGAGAAUCUUGGAGCCAUUCAGGUCAUUCCAAAGAUGACAGCGGGCAUUGCCUCAGAGGUUGAUCAUAUACUGGGAAACCGUCCUCACAGUAAAAGGGACUAUCACCAUUAGUAUGGAACUCCAUUUAGUGAACUAUGCUCCAAAAGCUUAUUAAAGCUCACUUUUCAGCCAUGGCACCACAAAUGUGUGCCCAACUUUGCUUGUGUGUAUGUACAACUUUGUGUAAAGUGUUCUGCUUGGCUCCUUGUCUUCAUGAAGAUCAAACAAUACUGCAAAGUGUGGUGCUUCAGAAAGCAUGCAUGCUACAGCCAUAGCCCGCCAGUGGAAUCAGUCUGAACAACAGUUCAAGGAUCCACAGUAAAAUAAUAUAAUUUCUAUAGUGAAAGCCUCAAACAAACUGUGCAAAAGCUACACAAAUUCAAAGCAAAAAAGGCAUUAUUAUUACUAAAUGCUGCACAAAUUACAUGUGAAUAUGUGUGCUGAUGCAACAGGUAAAGAACAUUUUAGCACUUAUUGCUCCAGAAAGUGCAGUAAGUGCACAUCAGAAAGAUGAGCUAUAUCAAAGUGUACCCAAUUGUCCAUUAACUCUACCUUACUGGAUGUUUAUGGUGUGAAGAAAACAGUUAGUAAUGAUGUGUUUAAUUGGUCCUGGUUUCAGCAGAUUGAAUGAAAUGCUAACACUCCCCACUGCACUUGCAGCUGAUGUGUCAGUGUGAUGAAUUGUUUCAGAACUGGAUUAAGUGAAAUUCUCACAAUGUUGCUUAUACUGUACCAAGAGAGCUAGGUUAAACAAAAAUAUGUUUUAAUACAUUUGUACUGUUAGAGUAUAUAUUUUCCAUAUUAAGCAGCUAUGAUGGGAUUAGUUUCUCAUUUCUCUGUGUUUUAUAUGAUUUUUUUUUUUUACUUAUGCAAAUACUAUACAGCAUAAUGUACUUUCCUGCAGUGCCCCUUCAUUCUCUUUUAAAUGGACUCUGCCAGACUUUCUGUCAGUGAUGUUAAUGUCUGGUUCAUUUCACAAAUGAAUCAGUGUGUGUCUUGUGGUGACUAAAGCAUCCGUCUAGCUGAAGUUGAGGAGACAAUCCUCCUAAGGGGGGCUUGUGGAUUUAACACAGAAGACCAUGUACUGUAGCUAACAAAGAGACUCAGUGGAAAAAAUAAAACCAUAUGGGCCCCUGCAGUCACUGCACAUGGAACAUAGUGAAUUGUUACCCAACUUCUUCCAGAUGCCAGUUUAACAUUAUGAUUAUCUUUAUGUUCUGCCUGUUCAGUGAUGUAUGUGGUGUCCACAGAUUUGUACAUACAAAUAAAUACUUUAU